AUGGGUCAGGAUGACCUCGACUCAAGGGAGCAUCGGGAAGGGCUAGGGAGGGAGGACACCGAUGCAGGAGGACGAGCAGGAGGAAUGGUAGUGAUGCCUAGGAAGGAGGGGCCUCAGCUCCUGGGGAAGGCCUGGCUCAGCCUCAAAGCGCCCUCUCCGUCCCUGACGUAUUGCAAGGCCCUCCAGAGCCCGCCGCUGCCCAUCCCCACGACAGAGCGCCGUUUGCAGGCAGGGCGCCGCAACGAGACCUGCAACUGGCCCUUCCCUUUCCCAGGGUCCGUGAGCUCGGCCGGAGGAAACCGAUGUGUGGACGCGGCCGAAGCCUGCACGGCGAACGCGCUGUGCCAGCGGCUGCGCUCCGAGUACGUGGCGCAGUGCCUGGGCCGGGCCGCGCAGAGGAGCUGUCCCCGCGCCCGCUGCCGCCGCGCCCUGCGCCGCUUCUUCGCCCGCGGGCCACCCGCGCUCACCUACGCGCUGCUCUUCUGCCCGUGCGGGGGCUCCGCGUGCGCCGAGCGCCGGCGCCAGACCUUCGUGCCCUCCUGCGCCUUCUCCGGGCCCGGCCCCGCGCCUCCCUCCUGCCUAGAGCCCUUAGAGGUUUGCGAGCGCAGCCCGGUCUGCAGGCCCCGCCUCCUGGCCUUUCAGGCCUCCUGCGCGCCGGCGCCCAGCGCCCCCGACGGUUGCCUGUGGGACCAGCGCACCCACUGCGUGCGCGCCUACGCGGGCCUCGUGGGCACUGCUGUCACUCCCAACUACGUGGACAAUGCGAGCGCGCGCGUAGCGCCUUGGUGCCACUGCGGAGCCAGCGGGAACCGGCGUGAGGACUGCGAAGCCUUCCGGGGUCUCUUUACCAGGAACCCCUGCUUGGAUGGUGCCAUUCAGGCCUUUGCCAGCGGGUGGCCCCCAGUCUUGCUGGACCAGCCGAACCCCCAAGGGCACCCUGAGCACAGCCUCCUGCAGGUGCCCCUCCCUCAAGCUGGUGGCUUUGCAGUUUCCAGGCACCAGUGGGAAGACCACACCCUUCACUGGAUGGUCACCACGAGGCCCAGUCACUGUGUUCAGCUGAGUCUCACGGGGCCUUUUUUGCUCACCUGCACCUCUUACUGCUUGGAGGCUAGAAGCAGUUGGCUUUUCCAGAAUUGCAAGGCCCUGACUGACGUCUUUCCACCCCUUUUCCCUUCUGCAUGUAAACUGGCUAAUUCUUUCUUGAAGUGAACUUUUUCUCGUGAUGCGUCGCCAAAAGCAGCCAAAAACAAUGAACACAUAGGACAAUGUUUUUUCAUUUCUUCCCCUCAAGCCAAAAAGUCAGCAGGCAUGGAGUUUGCUUUCUGAAUUACCAAGUAAAACAGCCUUACCAGAUGUUUUGCUCCGCCUGGCAGAGACCUCAGUUGUCCGGCCAGCUGCAUCUGUCUCCUCACUGCUCGCCACCUGGCCACACGCUGGGCCAGUGCCACAUACUUUAGGUUUUGGUUACAGGUGCACUGCACUUCAAAGUGCCAAUUUGUUUAUUAGCGAGAAUAAGAAAAGCUAACUGGUGUAACAAAGCCCCAGAUCUCAGUGGAUCAGGAGAGUGCAAGUUUGCUUUCCAGUGACGCAAGGGCCAACGCAGCUCUGACUGAUCAGGCAGCCUGCCUCUAAGGGGUGACUCAGGAACCCAUAGUCCCUCCAGUGUCUUUGACAUGUGGCCCCCAGGAGAGUCCGCCGUGGGAGCAUUUGUGUGCCAAGUUUGGGAUUGGUGCUCAUCACUUCUUCCAACCUUUUCUUGGCCAUGGCUUAGCUUGGUCCCAACCUGACUACAGGGAGGCUAGGAAAUGAUGAGCUGUGGGCCCAGUAGGUUUGGUAAAUACAGCGUUAUCUCUGACACAGUACCACCAAAUCACAGGUUUCCAUCCUGUUAGAAACUGUUGCUGGCUUCCACAGCCCUCCCUGGAAGUUUCAAGGUCCUUCUCAACUUGUUUGCAGCUACUAGUCCGGCCAUUUCCCUCCCUAAGUCAGACCCGAGCUCUGGUGGGCAGGCCUCCUCCAGGCUUCUGCCCUAACUUCAGGUCCUGGCCCUAGGACCCUGCCACCCUCACUAUAGGAGUGACUGUCUUCUGUGUGUUUCCUCCAUCUGUAAAUGACCUCAUUCAUCUGGAAGGAAGCCCUUGCACUGGGAAUCUGCUCUCUGCUCUGAGGCCCUGAAAUGCAUGACUCUGACCCAUUCUGAGGCAGGAGCCAAAUAAAGUGGGGGCAGGACGCACAGGAGCCCCCUAAACAAGGCCUUGCCAAUGGGAGUAUCUUCAUGAAAAAGUCAAGGCCAAGGACAGCUCUGUGACCAUGGUUGAGACCUGUCAGCACAUCUGAGAUUUAGCAGUUUGGAGAGAACCUAGAGGCACAUUCAAGGACCCAUGAGGAGAGCACGAAGCAGGAUAAUGGCACCACUGGAGAUGGUGGCGUGGUUAGUGGAGGAGUGAGACAGCUGUCCACACCCCACUGCUCAGAGCUGUCCCUGCCCCCACAGGCAGGGUCCCCACAGCAGGGCACAGCUGCCCUGCAGGCACACAAAGGCUGUCAUGGAAAGUCUGUGGCUCACAAGCUGCUUGGAGGGGUGUCUGAGGUGCCUGCCCUGCUUUUAGCUUUCACCUCCAUAACUGUCAAGUGCUCCCUCAGAGGCAGUCUGAAAACGGGUAAAAGCUUUUUUUUCCCUUAAGGGUCUAAUGACCAAAAUGUAAAUAUAGGCAAAACAAAGCAAAAUCAAAAUGAACACUCAGAACAAAAGCCACAUUUUUACCAGAUCUACUUUUAUUUCAGAAGGAAGUUUGUAUUGUACUAUUUACUUUUGUUUAUAUACAAGUUCUUCACAUUUGUGUUUAAAAUGCACAGACCUCCCUUGGUUCUCUUGUUCCUGCUUAAAUUAGCUGUUAUUUUACAAUACAAAAAAUACCAAAAAAUCGCAGUCCUAAAUGUAUGUAUAACACCCACAAUCCCCAGCAAUGAAAUAGUUUACAAACUUACUCCAUAUUUACAUGUGUAAUAGAUGCUAAAUUAUACAUAUUAACAAACUAAGCUUGAAUCCAAACAAAACUGUAAAUAACUAAACAAAAACAUUUCCAGAGCCAGAAUUAGUUCAACGAAACAGGCUUCACUAGUGUUUAGAACGUUUUGUGCACAAAUUCAGUUACUGAAAGUUGAUUCCAUUAUUGCCUUUAAAAGAGAAGGCGCCAAUUUUCCUUUCCACUCCAAAGCACCUCCCUGUAGGCAGGGUGUCUGACUUCCCUCAAGGGGCAAUGUCUCUUGGUGGGCUGGCUAUCUAGAAGCCACUGUAGUGGCUGCAGCCAAGUUUGGUCAUGGGGUAAACAUUUCAGAAGGUAGGCAGGGCACUCCCUGAGGACAGGAGGCCUCUGCCACCCCGGCUCUGUCCUCAUGAUGGCCAAUUCUCAAAAAAACCACCAUAAGGAAAGAUCUCCAGGGAUGACAGGGGUGUGAGUGUGAGGAGUUGGAUUUUGUUUUAAUUCUAAAAUCUAUUUUUAUAUCUCAGUCACUACCCUAGCAUUAGCUUAGGUUAGUGUUUUGCAAAUACUUAUUGAAUGGAUGGGUGAAUAAAUGAAAUGGAAGGAUCAAAGACAUUCAUGAAACCACCACCAGCUCCCAAGGAAGCAAAUCAGCCCCUGGCCCCAAUACCCACAAUUAAAGGAGCAAGAUUUACACCGGAAGGUAAAAUGCCUCUUCCUGCCGGCAGUGCCCCGCCUUGUCUUUUUAUUUCCUGGUGUGUCUCCAGUCUUGAAUGGCCGGCCUUACCCACAGGUAUUCCAGUACUUUCCUUCUUCUGACAGGCUUCUCUCCAUGGCUGCCUUUCCUCCGGGUUACCUCAGGGGAUCUGAGGUUGCCUUCUCUCCACACAGGGAGGUGCAGGCUCCUCCCCAGGCUGUGUGCAGGGGUGGCAGGGGGCACACAGGAGUCCAGGGUGUGUCGAAUUCUCCAUGAGGAAAUGGGAGCUAUUUAUUAACAAACUAGCUCCCUACUGCCACCCCCAGUUUUCAGUAUAAUAAACUGAUUCCAGGAAAUGGUCAUUAAAAAUUUAGACAAAACUACAAAAAAUGGAGAACCCCCUUUUAGAAAGUCUGAUUGCCACAGGUUAUAGUCUUUGAUCUUAAAGACUAAGAGAAACAUUUCUCAGGACAAGACUGGUCAUCCCUCACUACCCAGAGUACCAAGGGGCUGCCAGAAAGGGUCAUGAUGUGCUUGCAGGGCCAAUGGCAGCGGCAGAGAUGCCUCUGUUUCCUGAGUCCCCUCAAGGCUGCCAUUUGGAUUCCUUGCCUGGUUUUUCUUUCUUUGAGACGUAGUUUGGCUCGUUUCUCAGGCUGGAGUGCAAUAGUGCAAUCUUGGCUCACCACAACCUCCACCUCUCAGGUUCAAGCGAUUCUCCUGCCUCAGCCUCCCAAGUAGCUGAGAUUACAGGCAUGCAUCACCACGCCCAGAUGGGGUUUCACCAUGCUGGUCAGGCUAGUCUCGAACUCCUGACCUCAGGUGAUCCGCCCACCUCAGCCUCCCAAAGUGCUGGGAUUAUAGGCAUGAGGCACUGUGCCCAGCCCCCUGCCUGAUUUUUCAUAUACACUCUAACAGAUGAGUCCUCUUUUAAGAAUUACCUAAUUGGUGCCAGAUGCAUGCGAACACAUCAACAUGAUGGGGAUGCAUUUCUUGGCUUUGUUAUUCACGUAUCAGGGCCUGGCGAGAGGAACUCUCAGAACCUGGAUAUCCAGCAUAUGGCACAAAAACAACUUAGGUGAAACUCAGACAUUGUUAUAUUUAAUAAAAAUACAUUAAGAUUUUUUUCUUUUUUAUGUACACUCCAAAUGUCUGAACAUUCUGGACACUACUGUAUAGUUAUGUACAAGUGCAAGGUCAGUGUUUUCUUGACUAUUUUAAUUUAUAUACAGGCUCUCUUGUGACACGCAACAUUGCCAGAUGACAACCCAUUCCCUCUUGGUAACAGGCUCUCAGCCCAGAGCCUCUUACUCCCUGCCAUUCCCUUUUUCUGCCCUGAGGCUGGAGGAAGCUAUUUGCUGUUGGUUGCAAAGGAGAAGCAGGUGGAUUUAGCAGUUUCCCCACUGCUGGAGCAGAAUGAAACUUCACUUGCUCCUUCCUUCCUUUUUAAAAAUAAACA
This is a messenger RNA of Callithrix jacchus (white-tufted-ear marmoset), 5140 nucleotides long. It is a transcript of the gene GFRA4, whose product is annotated as GDNF family receptor alpha 4. Gene Ontology annotation, molecular function: glial cell-derived neurotrophic factor receptor activity. Gene Ontology annotation, biological process: nervous system development. The record is from RefSeq and is a predicted model, not a curated record. Lineage: Eukaryota; Metazoa; Chordata; Mammalia; Primates; Cebidae. Gene Ontology annotation, cellular component: signaling receptor complex; external side of plasma membrane.